Carcharodon carcharias (great white shark) is the source of this 4528-nucleotide messenger RNA. Its product is annotated as SLIT-ROBO Rho GTPase-activating protein 3-like. Lineage: Eukaryota; Metazoa; Chordata; Chondrichthyes; Lamniformes; Lamnidae. The record is from RefSeq and is a predicted model, not a curated record. The coding region runs from base 609 to 3605 and encodes 998 amino acids. The transcript is spliced from 22 exons. Gene Ontology annotation, cellular component: cytoplasm. Gene Ontology annotation, biological process: signal transduction; negative regulation of cell migration. Gene Ontology annotation, molecular function: protein binding.
UUUUUGAAGCCUGAAGAUUGGUUUGGGGCAAUGAAACAGUGCAGAUGGAGGCCAUUUGGUACAUCCUGUCUCUACUGGCCCUUCAAGCCAUCCAAUUACUCCUCCUCUCCCCCUCCCCACCCCCACACACACCCUCUGAAUCGAGUAUUUCUCCAGUUCCUCACCUUUUGAACGUCCCUAUUGAAUCUGCUUCCGCCGCCCUUUCAGGCAGCGCCUUCCAGAUCACCACAACUCGCUGGUAGAUCACAAGAGUCAUGGAUGUCACCUUUCAUCUGUGUGCUGUGAUUCAACCAACAGUGAACCUUGCCAUCCUGGCAUGUUUGAGUCCUGCUUGGCCUGUGCACGCUCAAAUAAACUCAACCUCUGCUUUUGUUUUCCUGAUGAAGAAGGAGAAGAUUUAAGAUCCGUGCAGCCGUCUGGCUGAGAUUUGCACCAAGCCUGUUGGGCCCUUGUCAGAUGGGAGAAUGCGCCUCCCUCUCAAGUGCUGAGAGACCACAGCCACUCUCGCCCUCGCAGGGAGCUGGGGACGUCGGAGAGUGAAGCAAGCGCCCAAGGCCGGGAGCUUUUGGGAAUCGCAGGAUUCCAGCCUGUCCCAGGGCAGAUCCAGAAUGGCCCUACAGGGGAAGAGGAAAGAGAAGGGAAUAGUCACAGAGUAUGAUGCACAACUGAAAGAGAUCCGUGGCCAGUUAACUGACCAGAUGAAAUGCCUGGACUCGCAGGUGGAACUCCGAAGUCAGUGUCUGCAGGAUCUGUCCGAGUUCUUCCGCAGAAAGGCUGAGAUCGAAGUCGAGUAUUCCCGGGGGCUGGACAAGCUCGCGGAGCGUUUCUCAUCCAAGAUUCGCAACGCCAAGGAGCAGCAAGGAUUCAGGAAGGACCAGAAGCUGCUCUCUCCCGUGAACUGCUGGUACCUAAUCCUGGAGCAGACUCGGCAGGAGAGCAAGGACCAUGUGUCUCUGAGUGAGAUUUACAGCAACAACAUCGUGCUGCGACUCUCACACAUCUGCGAGGACGUUAGUCGACUGUCCAAGAAGGCAGUGAAGACAUAUCACAUGUACCAUCUGGAGAGCUCCAUUGCUGAGAGCAAGCUGAAGGAGGUCGAGAAACUGGCAGAGAAGCAGAUGGGAAAAUCAACCGAGCAGGGGGGAGGCCAGCCUGGAUCGGACAACAGGCUCCAGAGACGGAGCUCCCUACGCAAGAUCGAGAAGAUGAAGGAAAAGAGACAGGAACGGUACCUGGAGAACCAGCUGAAGUGUACCAAAGCUCGGAAUGAGUAUCUCCUGAACCUGUCUGUUGCUAACGCAGCCGUCAGCAGCUACUUCAUCCACGAUGUCUCAAUGCUCAUGGACUGUUGUGAGUUGGGGUUCCACUCGUCACUGGGCAGAACACUGAGGAUGUACCUGACAGCCGAGACCCGUGUGGAGAAGUCCCGCCGCGCUGGGCUGAACCUUAUCGGGACAGCGAUCGAUGGACUGGACCCACAGAGCGACAAGACCAAGGUCAUGGACCUCAACUAUAACGCCUUCUGCCUCCCGCACAAAUUCGAUUUCCUGCCACACGAUCAGGACAAGGUGUGUGAAGUCAGGGCAGUGUCAGCCGUCUAUCAGGAACUUCAGGCACGCUUCCACAGUCUUCAAGGUUCCCUGGCCACAGCCAAACUGGAGACAGAAGAGAUUAACAAGACUGUGAAAGCCACACUGCAGGCGUUACAGGAACUGGCAGCGAAUGAGGACUUGGAUCUUCCUGACGUCUUCCAGAGCAGCCGGUCCACUGAGUCGAUGAAAUCUGCCGGUUCCGACUCCUCCAUCAAAGCGAAUAUUGGCAAACGCCGGAGCAACCAACAGGACACGGAGACAUACUAUUUCACCAAACUGAAGGAGUUUGUGACUGUGACGGGCAGAAUUACAAAGCUCCAGGCGAAAUUCGAAGUGUUGAAACCAUCCGUGGAGAAGGGGAUAGUGGAGGACGAAUGCAGAUCCAGACUGCAGUCGACACUGGGUCGCUCUCAGAGACAGAGGAGGUCUCGGCCCUGCUCCCAGUACAAUCAGAACCUCUUCAGUGGGGACCUGCAGUUGUUCAUCAAGAGCUCGGGACAGCCUAUCCCCCUCGUUGUGGUGAGCUGUAUUCGAUUCAUUAAUCUCUAUGGUUUACAUCAUGAGGGAAUCUUUCGCAUCCCAGGGUCACAGGUUGAGGUCAAUGACAUCAGGAACGCCUUUGAAAGGGGUGAGGAUCCUCUGGACAUGAUGAACGAACACAACAUCGACUCUGUUGCUGGAGUUCUUAAACUCUACUUCCGAGGACUCAGCAAGCCCAUCUUCCCCACAGAAUCCUUCAUCCACUUUAUAACCUGUGUCGAGACGGAGAACAUGCUGGAGCGAGUCCAAAAGAUUAAGUCGGUGGUGGAUGACCUCGAUCCAUCAAUCAUUAUCGUCCUCAGAUAUCUCUUUGCGUUUUUAAACCACCUAUCGAGGUACAGUGACGAAAACAUGAUGGACCCCCACAAUCUGGCCGUCUGCUUCGGUCCGACACUCAUCACCGUCCCCCAGGACCAGGACCCCGUCUCCUGCCAAGCCCAGGUCAAUGAAGCGAUCAAGACCAUCAUCCUGUACCACGACAAGAUCUUUCCCCGGCAGGAGGAGCUGCAGGGACCAGUCUAUGAGAAGUGCAUGACCGAGGAGGGAGAUUACUGCGCCAGUCUCCAGAGUGAGCCAGUGACAGAGGAGUGCGACCAAGACUCUCUGCUGGAAAUACACGUCAGCGAGGAUGAGGCACAGGGAUCCGAUAUCCGAGCCGUGGCCAAGUUUGAUUACUCAGCGCGUUCCGGGAAGGAGCUGUCGCUGUGUAAAGGGGAACCGCUGCUGCUCUUCCAGAAGGUGUCCGACGACUGGUGGACAGGCCAGAGUGGAGGGGUCAGGGGACUCGUACCGCACAAGUACAUCGAGGUGACGGACACCACUGAUGGUUUACUCGAUGUUCCCAGUGACUCUGCGAAUGAACAGGCUCCAAGCGAGGAAGCAACAGGCAGCAGCAGACUCGCACCGUUGAGUGACUCUGACAGUGAUCCAAUGCUCAGGAAGAGGAGCGGUAGCAGUCCAGUGAGGAAGAUAUCCACUCUGUUUGUUGAUGGUGCUGCGCGAAUCCCAGCUUCUCAACCCAGUCCACACAAAAUGUUGCCGACCCGCUCUAAUGCCCCGGAUGAGAGGCACAGUGUUUCUGUCGCGAUUCAGGAGAGAAGGAACACGUUGGACCUAAUGCAGCUGAGUCACAGGCCAGACCGGACUGCAGCCAGCAAACUGGACCGGCAACAUUCUGAGAAACCAGCCUCGGAACUCAGCAAGGAGAUCGUGAAGAACAUGGAUUCAGUUUUCCGGGAGCUCUUGCAGUGCAAGCGUCUCAAGACCAGCGGCGAGGAACCCCAGGACCCCAGCAAAGCUGAAGGCCUCUUGGGCCAGGGGGUCACCCUGCGCAGGAGCAGUAGCGGGGCCUUGGAGAAACCCGCAAGCAAACAAGGCACCCCUUCCAAACCCAGCAUGAAGUCCAGGGCCGCUGCCCUCUUCAAAUCGUCGGCGGGGGGCACUGCUGAUGGGACCCCCAAGGUAACCUCCUGAGGAAGGGUGUGGGCACGGGAGGAUCAAGCCAAGAGACUCACUCCAGAGGCAGGAGGGAGCCCAGUGCCAUGAGUCCGACCAUCCACUGGCGACCCUGCCAGACACUCCGAGGACACACAAAUCAACCACCGCUUAUCUCUCAGCAUGUUGCCAAUAGAGACGGCGUUCACAGCAAAGGGAUUGUCGCCCCCAUCCCCUCCCCCGCGUUUGCUUCCUCCCUCGCUCACCAACUCUCACACUUCCUUGCUCUCCCCCUCCUCAAUCCCUCACUCCAUCAUUCACACCCUCCCUCCCUCCUUACUCCCUCACUCAUACCCUCCCUUCUGCCCUCUCUCAUUCCUCAUUCACUGCUUGUCUCCUUCCCUCACUUACUCACUACCUCCCUCCCUCCUUCACUCAUUUGCUUCCACACUCUCUCCCACAUUCAUUCAUUCACUCGCUCCCUCCCUCAGUGACACACACCCUCCCUUCCUCACUCAAUCGCUCCCUUCCUCAUUCACUCACUCACUACCUCCUCCCUAACUCACUCAUUCAAUCCUUCUCUCCCUCACUCACUAACUCCCUGCCUCAUUUGCUGCCUCCUUCUCUCAGUGACUCACACCCUCCCUCACUCACUCAUUCACUCCCUCACUCUCAUUCACUACCUCCCUCCCUCUUUCACUCACUCCCUCAUUCCUUCCCUCACUCAUACAUUUAGUCACUAUCUCCCUGCCGCUCUAUCACCCACCCUCAAUCACUCAGUCACUAUCUCUCUCCCACUCACUCACUGCCUUCCUCGCUCAUUUAUUUAUUCCCUCCAUCCUUCCCUCACUCCUUAACCCGCUCACUCUCCGUCUCACUCGCUCAUUCUGUCUCUCCCUCACUCACUUGCUCACGCUAUUCCUCACUUUCACACUCACUCAAUCUGUCCUCUCUUCCCUCUG